AUGCUUGCUUGUAUUGGUGAAAGUUUCGAAUAUUCUGAUGAAGUUUGUGGGGUUGUUUUUUCUGUUCGUAAAAUUCUCUAUAGAAUAUCUUUAUGGACACGAACAUCUAAUAAUAAAGCAGUCUGUGAAUCAAUUGGGGCAACUUUAGAAUUGAAUUCAGGACUUCAACCUGAAUUUCAACCACAUUCAGAAUCAAUUAAAAGUGGUGCUCCUCGAGAUGAUAUACUAGCUAAUAUAUCAAAAAGGAAAAAUAAGACUAAAGGAAAAACUGUCACUUUUAAUUCACAAUUAUAUAUGUUUGCUGAUGAUAAUGUUGAUGAUGAUUAUGAGGAUUAUGAGGACGAUGAAGAGGAUGAAGAGGAUGAAGAUAUUGAAGUUGGAGGAGAUGAAGGAGAGUAUGAAAAUGAAGAAUCUAAAAUUGUAAUUAAAAAACAAAACCAAUUAGAAGUAGAUGCCAAUAAUAAUAAUAUUAUUAUUCAAAUACAAAAUCAAGCAUAUGAUGGACUAAACUUUGAUGAAGAUAUGGAUAGAGAUAAUGGUGUAGUUUACACCAAUUUAGAACUAAAAAAUGAAGAUGUAUUAAUGACAGAGAAAAAAGAAUUUAAAAUCGAAGAUAAAAACUUUUCAAAUAGUCCUAUUGAGAAUACUGAUGAACCAAACUAUAAUGGCAGUUUUGAUUCUAACAAUCAACCUCAAAUGGCACCAGAAUCCACUGGUAUUAUUUCUCCUACAAAUCAAAUCGAACUGAACAAUAAUAAUAUUCAGCCUCCUAAUUCAAAUACCUUUGUUCUACCACUUCCUGAUGAACCAAAUCAGAAUAUAAAAGCGAGUAUUACACCUGCUCUAGGAUUAUUCAAGAAUUUACUUAAGAAAAUUUCACCAAAGAAAAAAGAUGAAUCUUCAGUACCAAAUACAACAACAGAAACAACAGAGAGUGAUCAUCCUCUAGAGAUAUUUCAAUCAUUAAAUUCAUAUUCAACUGCUCCAUUACCAUCCAUAAAAAGAAGCUCAAUAGCAUCAGUAUCUUCAACAUCCUCCAACAUAUCAAAUCAUCCAAAAAUAAAAAAUCUUGAAUCAAAUUAUAAUGAAAAUCCUGUUACUGUUGCCUUCUAUCUAAAUAAAAAAAUUAGUAGAAAUAGUAGAUCAUCCAUUGGUGAUAAAAAAUUACAUUUACGUGUUAUAACAUAUGCUGACGACUUACCAACUCAUCUACGAUCCAAAGGUCCCUUGGCACCAAUACCAAGAAUAUCCUUGUCAGUAACAAAACAUCUUGCUGACAAAACAGCUAGGAGGCGUUCACGCGAGGAAGGAAAACCAAGAGAAAAACAUUUGAUUGUCAAUGGUUUGACAACUGUUGCUGAUGUUAUAUUGAAAUCAAUGAAGAAAUUUGGUAUUGUUGAUGGUAUUGUUGAUGAUGGUGAACACAUAGAAAGUAAUGAUGAUGAAAUACCACGUUAUAGACUAAUGCUUAAUAUAGAAGGAAACGAAAAGUUAUUAAAUCCUAAAGCAGGAAUCCUGUCUGAAUAUCCAACACCACCAAAUCUUAGACAUUUAUCAAUUGAUUCAUUAGAUUCCGCUUCUUCACAUGCAUUGGAUUAUCUUCCAGAUGAACCCAUUUUUGUUUUACGUCUAUUAAAACCUGAAGAUCGUAUAAAUCGUGCAAUGCCAGAUGCUAUUGAUCCAAAAAAAUAUAUGCAACAAUCAUCAUCAUCGUCAUUAGAAAAACAAAUGAUAAAUUAUAAUGAAUCUAUGAAUGAAAAUAGUGACAAUAAUGAUGAACUAUUGAAAAGAAAACAACUUAUUGAAAAGCAACGUGAAUACAGUAGAGCCAAGCAAAAGUCUAUUAUAUCAGCUCAUAAAAAUACUGAACAAGGUAUUGAUAUUGUCAUAAGCGAUGGAGCAAUUAGAAGUUCAAGGAUUUUUGGUGGGUCAAAAGUACGUUAUUCAUUUAUUUCAGCUGAUGGCGAAGAAAUUGAUAUCAGUGACAUUGUUGAAGAUAUUAUGGGUGAUGAUUAUGAGCUUGUGGUAGAGGAGGGUAUUGAUGAAGAUCCAAUAAAAGAACAACACCAAAAACAUCAAGAAGACUCAAACCUGACACCAAUAGAUUUUAGUAAUAAUAGUAGUAAUGAAGAAUCAUUGUCAUCGCCAGCUCCUAACAAAAAGAAAUCUUAUAGAAGGAGUAGUACCCAAGAUGUAGAUAUUUUGGUAAAGAUUAUAGGUCGGGCUCAAAAUAGUAAUGAUGAUGAAAGGUCAAGUCAAUCAUUAGACAAGAUUGGUCUUGUAAUUGAAAAAGUAAAACAAACUCCAUCAUAUAGGUUGAGUAAAUCAAACUUAAAUCCUAAUUCUGAUCCGAAUUUCAAUCCAAACUUUACUCAACCCAAUUCAAUAAUGAGCAUAGAAUCCGAAAAUCAAGAUACAGCGGGUAGUUUAGUUUACAAACCUAAUAGUAAAACGCAACCAUUCCAACAAACAAAAACAAGAGACAGAUCCUUUUCCAAUUCAUCAGUUAGUGAUUUUGGUUUGAAAGAAUUGUUGAUGCUUGUGAGAUCAGGUGUUAAUAUGUUGGAAUUGAGAGAGCGUAGGAAGAGUGGAUGGCAUUUAAAUGAAGAUCCUGAGAAAGUUUUGAAACAAAUUAAACCAACUGAAAUAAAAGAAGAAAUUAAAGAUAUUUUUUCUGAUGUUAAUCAACAAAUUGAUAAAAUGGAACAGGAUCUCGAUAAAUUAUUGGAUGAUGUAAUAAAUACAUUUUGA
This is a messenger RNA of Entrophospora sp. SA101, 2751 nucleotides long. The record is from the annotation of a GenBank genome assembly. NCBI's taxonomy places the organism in Eukaryota, Fungi, Glomeromycota, Glomeromycetes, Entrophosporales, Entrophosporaceae.